CUUAGUAGAGGAGUCGCCAUGAUUCUCCCGCUCCAGACAGACGCAGGUUAAGAUCCUCCCUGGUAAGCCAGCUCGUGGGCUACACAGAAUAUUAGAAAUGGGUUAGAACAAUAUGAAAGAGCUAGCCAAUAAGAAACUGGAACUAGCCGGGCCAGGCAGUGUUUAAUAGAAUACAGUUUCCGUGUAAUUAUUUCUGGGCAUAAGCUAGCCAUGUGGGCGGCCGGGGGCCGGGGACGCAGCCCUGCCGCUCCUACUUCAACAACACCAAAAUACAGCAGCUAUUUUCAAAAUAUCUGCUUCAUUGUGAUAAAUAGUAGGCUAGGUCUCAUGCAGGCCAGUCAUAUAGGCAUUAUAUAAUCACCAGACAGCCCCCAUAGGAUGGGCAGAAUCAUUGUCUCUGUUUUGGAGAAGCUGCCGAAGUGUAUCCAUAGCCAAACAGGUACUGAAUAGUGACCCGAGUGUCUCUGGAGCCUGGGUUUCUCGUCUUUUCUGGGAACCCUCUCACGGAGUUAGAUGAGAACCCACUUAAGCAUAGUGAGUCAAAGUGAGCUGCCCUCUCUGAGUUCCAAAAGCAGGUAAGCCCUCACCAGUGUGCCGUGUAGCCAGAGAAGCAGCUAAACUGUGAGUUUACAGCAGGAACAGAGCGAGAAGAUAUACAAAGGGAAAGAAAGCAUGUUCCUAUCACAGAGAGGUAGUUAAAUUCAUAUAGCCACAUUAGAAAGAUAUGACAAAGCUCACAAAAAUACAGCACUUGGUCAUGUGAAGCCUGGCGGUGGUGGCGCACACCUUUAAUCCAGCAUUCAGGAGGCACAGGCAAGGGGUUGUCUGUGAGUUACAAGCCAGCUGGUCUACAGAGCAAGUUUCAGGACAGCCAGGGCUACACAGAGAAACCCUGUCUGGAGAAAAAAAGGGUUGCACGUGAAAGAACAAUACAAAGGCCCCUGUCCCUCCUGGAAAACCCUGACAUUGUACAGCACAGUGGCUUGGCUGCGCUCCGAAUCCUGCUGCAUCUGCUCAUGCUGCCUUCUCCACUAUGCCGAGAUGAUUCGUGGGGUGUCCACGGGCACUCAACCCACCCUGGCCAAGAUGCAGGAGAUAGCUAUGAGAGGAUGGUCCAGCUUGAAGAGAAAGAAACCAGGAAGUUCUCUCAGGUGGUGUCCUGUGCAAAGUCCUUCACAGAGGUCACUGAUUGCCCAUUCCAGUUUGUGCACCCACCACCAGUCCACCAGAGCUGCGCCAUCCAUCGAGAACACUGGCAUUAGGAUUUUAGUCUUUACAUCUCUCGUUGCAAACCCUGUGAUGACUACGGAGGUGAAAACCCAGGUGGCUGAGCAACCACUAGUGAGUCCAAAGGCAGAGCCUGAGCCCGAGAAGAAACCAGAGCACUUUCCGAAGAGCCACGGGGAUGUGGGAUUCCAGAAAGAGCCUGUGGUCCCAGGCAUUGUGGAUUUCGAGUUGAUCCAAGAGGAGCUGAAGACCUCCUCUAAGCCCCAAACACCAAGUGCCUAUCGCUUCGGACGCCUCAGCCACCACUCCUUCUUCUCCCGGCACCACCCCCAGCCACAGCAUGUGACACACAUCCAAGAUCUCACCGGGAAGCCUGUGUGCGUGGUCAGGGACGAGUUCUCUUUGGCACCCGUGACUCAGUCGGCGCUCUUAUCCAGCUCUCUGAUGGGGAUGCCCACCAUCUCAGUCCCCAUUGGGGACCCACAGUCCAACCGGAACCCCCAGCUUCCUCCUGACCUCUGGAAGAAAAAUCUAAAGGACCUAGCUUCCCAAGUGGCUGUCUUCACUAAGGAAAACGAGUCAAGGACUAACGAGGCUGGUGCUGAACCAAAGAGCGAGCCUGGAAAGAAAGCCUUGCCAAAGGAAGAGCCUCCUGUGAGGGAGCAGGGGGCAAAGUACUCAGCCGAGACUGGUAGGCUUAUCCCGGCUUCCAGCCAAGCUCUCAGCCGCCGCAAUCGCCAGGGCCAGCGGGGCCACCCUUCUGCCAGAGACGGAGGAGCCCAAGCCUCCCUUCUGGAGGACCAGGAGCUGCUGGGCAGCCACAUCGCACCUGGAGUUAGGUUCUCAGGUCCCAUGGGGAGGGGGCCCAGGGCAGAUCUUGGAGCUUCUUUGUCAGAUUCUACAGACGGAUUCUUUAAGUGCCAUCCAAUUCUGGCUGCUCUAUGCACCACCAAAGGAAAAAGACUUGGCGCUGGGACUUCUGCAGACGGCGGUGGCUCAGCUCAUCCCCCAGCCCCUCCCAACCCUCCCAGAGGAGAAGCUCUUGAACCAACUCCAAGAGCUUCAAGAACCUCCUCAAGAGAUACAACAGGCAACCUACAGUCCAUCCCUGAAGAAGAUGAAGACGCCACCUCUAUCCAAGACGGAGAAACCAGAGUUGAUGGGCAAAGCCCAAGUCCUCCGCGUGCAUCCCAGCGAGGACUCAGAGGAGAAAACGACCAAGUCAAAGGCCGAGAGCUGAGGAACACAGCCCAGAGCCCGGAGACUUCUGUCUAGCUCAAAGGCAGCUUCUAAGCUUGGGGCUGGGGGCUCCUGUCGCGCUAUGUCAACGCCAGCCCCCAGUCUCCAGCCACACUCUACUAAAUAAAAUGCAGCUUUCCCCGGAUGACGGCAGUUCUACCCUACCACAAGAUGGUUUUAGAUGAUUUUACUCCAUAAGUGUGGAGCUCCCUGCCAUGGAGAAAGCCCGGGGUACCACUCACAGUUAGCAACGAUCUUCCCACCAGUUAAUGUAAUCAAGAUAAUCUCCCACAGGCAAGCCCAGAGGCCUGUCCCGUGAGUGAUUCUAGAUCAGAGAUUCUCAACCUGUAGGUCACGACCGCUCUGGGGGGGGGGCACCUAUCAGAUAUGUACAUUAUGAUUCAUAACAGUAACAAAAUUACAGUUAUGAAAUAGAGGCAAAAAUAAAAAUAAUUAUAUGGUGCAGGGCUCACCACAACGUGAGGAAGGGUAGCUCUAGAUCCUGCCAGACUGACGACUAACAUAAACCUUCACAGUCACCAUGCCUGGCUCCAGCUUUCAGUAUUGAAGUGCCCCACUUUUAAAGCCCUUGGUCACCCUGUUGGUUUAUUAUUUCCCCCCAGUGGUAGUAUAAGUGACAGCUGUGCCCAUGGCUGCCUCUCUGGCUUUGUCGUCAUUCUGCCACUAGCUGCUUCCACAUUUACCCCCAUCCAUUUUUGGAAAAUGUGGUCAAAUAUAACAGGCAAGUUAUCAUCUUAGCCACCCAGAAGGGGUGGUGGUUUGAAUAAGAAUGGCCACCUUAGGCUCAUAUAUUUAGAUGCCCAGGGAGUGGCACUAUGUGAACGGAUUAGUAGGUGUGGGCUGUUGGACAAAGUGUGUCAAUGGGUGUGGGCUUUGAGGUUUCAAAAGUCCAUGCCGGGCUCAGUCUGCCUGUCUGUCUCUGUCUCUCUCCUCUGCCCGUGGAUCCAGAUGUAGAACUCUCAGCACUUACAUCUGUCUGCUAUGACAAUGGACUAAACCUCUGAAACUGUAACCAGCCCAAUUAAAUGCUUUCUUUUAUAAGA
Messenger RNA from Alexandromys fortis (reed vole), 3530 nucleotides. It is a transcript of the gene Tbata, whose product is annotated as thymus, brain and testes associated. The record is from RefSeq and is a predicted model, not a curated record. NCBI's taxonomy places the organism in Eukaryota, Metazoa, Chordata, Mammalia, Rodentia, Cricetidae. The coding region runs from base 1042 to 2502 and encodes 486 amino acids. The transcript has 11 exons.